AUGCAGUCGAACACAGUUGGUAAAAUAAUCGACAAGCAAAAAUUACAUAGUUCCGGUACAGUGUUUGAGGGAUUACACGAAUCUAAAUCAUCUAUGGAGAUUUUAGCAAGCGUUCCUUUAGACCUUGAAGUAUUCCUUGUAAUGCGAUGA
Messenger RNA from Schizosaccharomyces cryophilus OY26, 150 nucleotides. RefSeq lists its product as uncharacterized. The record is from RefSeq and is a predicted model, not a curated record. The transcript has 2 exons. The coding region runs from base 1 to 150 and encodes 49 amino acids. Lineage: Eukaryota; Fungi; Ascomycota; Schizosaccharomycetes; Schizosaccharomycetales; Schizosaccharomycetaceae.